AUGGCGGGCGAGGGCGCGAAGAAGCGCCUUGAGCAAAACCAGCGGCGCCUGGCCGCGCUGCGCAUCGCCAUCCUCACCACCACCGCGCUGUACGCCGCCGUGCGCCUCUUCCUGCGCGCGUCCAGCCGCGGCGCGUGGCACUGGGUCGGGCUCGUGGUGACGCUGCUCGCGCACGCGGCGUCAUACGGGGCCAUCCAGGCGGCGGCGCGCCCGACGUGUUCUAGCACGGGCGCGCUGCUCGAUGGCGGCAGUGACCUAGACAAGGGGACGGCGUCCUCAUACCACGACGUGCUCUACAUCACGUGCGCGGUCCAGGCCGUCUCCGCUUUCACCAACUGGGGCUGGUGGCUUUACGCCUCCGUGCCCGCCUACGCCGGCUACAAGCUGUGGACCCUCUUCAUAUAUCCCAAUUUCAUCAAGGCCAAGCCUGAGGCGGAAGACCAAUUGGAUGACAAGACUCGCGCCAAGCUGGAGCGGGCCGACCGGAGAGCGGAGCGGCGGCGCGUCAAGCGAUUCUGA
This is a messenger RNA of Monoraphidium neglectum, 519 nucleotides long. RefSeq names its product Transmembrane protein. NCBI's taxonomy places the organism in Eukaryota, Viridiplantae, Chlorophyta, Chlorophyceae, Sphaeropleales, Selenastraceae. The transcript is spliced from 3 exons. The record is from RefSeq and is a predicted model, not a curated record. Gene Ontology annotation, biological process: vacuolar protein processing. The coding region runs from base 1 to 519 and encodes 172 amino acids. Gene Ontology annotation, cellular component: intracellular membrane-bounded organelle.